Messenger RNA from Setaria italica (foxtail millet), 2505 nucleotides. RefSeq lists its product as uncharacterized. The record is from RefSeq and is a predicted model, not a curated record. The transcript is spliced from 5 exons. Lineage: Eukaryota; Viridiplantae; Streptophyta; Magnoliopsida; Poales; Poaceae. Bases 1 to 2505 code for a protein of 834 amino acids.
AUGUCUUCCUCCAAUCAGAACUCCCACUCGCCGUUCCCGUCGUCGGCGAUCACCGAGAAACUCGGUCGCACCAACUUCGUCACCUGGCACGCCCAGGUUCGGUCUGCUGUGCGCGGGGCACGGCUUCAAGGUCACCUCGACGACACCGUGCCGCCGCCGCCAAAAACCAUUAAGGACAAGGAAGAUCGGGAGAUUGAAAACCCGGUGUUCGACGACUGGGACGCUAAGGACCAGCAGGUCCUCAGCUUCCUUCUCUCGGCACUCUCCAAGGACAUCCUCGCCCAUGCUGCUCGAGCACAAACGGCGGCCGAGGCAUGGCGCUCCAUCACCGCGCUGUUCGCCUCGCAAACACGAGCCCGUGUUGUUAAUCUACGCAUGGCGCUCGCCACGACAAAAAAAGGUACUCAGUCCGUCACUGAAUAUUUCACUACGAUGAAGGGUUUUGGUGAUGAGAUGAUCGAGGCCGGUCGUGCACUCUCCGAUGAUGAACUGGUGGAAUACGUUCUCGCCGGUCUUGGUCCGGAGUUCGAAUCCCUGGUGACUUCACUCACCACGCGGAUUGAAUCGGUGUCCAUCGACGAGCUCUACUCCCAGCUGCUCACCUUUGAAGCCAGAUCCAAUCUGGCUCUUGGGGUCUGCGAGAAGCCCGGCCACUCCGCGGUGCAAUGCUGGUACCGCUUCGACGAGGACUACGUGCCGGAAGGGAAACAUGCUGCAGCGGCUUCGACAAGCUACAACGUCGACACCAACUGGUACACCGAUUCUGGGUCUACGGACCACAUCACAAGUGAGCUAGCCAAGCUGGCCACUCGUGAAAAAUACAAUGGAGGCGACCAGAUUCAUACCGCCAAUGGAUCAGGUUCCAGGAGCAUCCAUCCAGUGUCCGUGAUCAACCACAGGCAGCUGAUCCGCCGGUCGUUGCUGCCAGGGAAUCUCCCUGCAAUGGCCCUGCUGACGGGCCCCAUGGUGUCCUGGCGGGAGCACCAUCGGCCGAGCGAGCGGGCCACAGCCCUGCUGGCAGACCUCACGGCGCCCUGGCAGGAGAGCCACCGGCCGGGCGAGUGGAACUCGCUGGCCCCUGCACGGAUGCUGCUGACCGCGGAUACGUCCCCUGCUGCAGCAACCGGCCGUCCUCUCACGCGCUUGCAGCGUGGUAUUCGCAAGCAAAAGCAGUACACAGAUGGCACAGUAAGGUAUGGAUUAUUCACAUCUACUGGUGAACCAUCCUCUCUAGAUGAAGCACUGCAUGACAGGAAUUGGCACCAAGCUAUGGAAUCUGAAUAUGAAGCUCUCAUGAAAAAUCGAACGUGGCAUCUUGUUCCUCCUCAAAAAGGCCGCAAUGUUAUCGGUUGCAAAUGGGUCUAUAAAAUAAAAAGAAAGUCAGAUGGAACUCUUGACAGAUAUAAGGCUCGUCUGGUGGCCAAGGGAUUCAAACAAAGGUAUGGAGUUGAUUAUGAAGAUACUUUCACAUCUAAAGCCGAUACCUCUCUCUUCUUCUUUAGCAAGGGAGGCAUAACAGUGUUUAUAUUAGUUUAUGUGGAUGACAUUAUUGUUGCUAGCUCCAAUGAACAGGCCACCGUUGCAUUGCUCAAGGAUCUCAAGGAGGAGUUUGCACUAAAAGAUCUUGGGCCCCUCCAUUAUUUCCUCGGUAUAGAGGUUACAAAGGUACGCGAUGGUAUACUGCUCACCCAAGACAAGUAUGCUCGUGAUUUACUCAAGAAGGUAGGAAUGUCAGAAUGUAGACCGGUCACUACACCUUUAUCUACCAGUGAAAAAUUGUCAUUAUAUAAGGGUACUCCGUUAGGUGUGAAUGAUGCAACCCAGUAUCGGAGUAUAGUUGGCGCCCUGCAAUAUCUUACACUGACACGACCUGACAUUGCUUUUGCUGUAAACAAAGUAUGUCAAUUCUUGCAUGCUCCUACCACAUGUCAUUGGGAAGCAGUAAAAAGGAUACUAAGAUAUAUUCGGCAGUGCACUAGCCUAGGGAUUAAAAUUCACAAGUCCUCCUCUACUUUAGUCAGUGCAUUCUUAGAUGCUGAUUGGGCUGGAUGUAUAGAUGAUAGAAAAUCUACUGGAGGAUUUGCAGUGUUCUUGGGAAAUAAUCUAAUAUCAUGGAGUGCUAGGAAACAGCCAACUGUUUCUAGAUCAAGCACAGAAGCAGAAUACAAGGCGAUUGCUAAUGCCACAGCUGAGGUCAUGUGGGUUCAGAUUUUGCUAAGAGAGAUCGGUGUCAAGAGUCCAAGAGCUGCAAAAUUGUGGUGUGAUAAUUUGGGUGCCACAUAUUUGUCUAGUAAUCCUGUUUUUCAUGCAAGAACAAAACAUAUUGAAGUUGAUUAUCACUUUGUUCGAGAUCGAGUCAAGAAGCAACUAUUGGACAUUGGGUUUGUUUCUACGAAGGAUCAAAUAGCCGACGGCUUCACCAAAGCUCUUCCUGUCCGCCAAGUUGAAAACUUCAAAGUCAAUCUCAACAUGGACACGUUGAAAUUGAGGGAGGCUGUUAGAUAG